This is a messenger RNA of Diceros bicornis minor, 992 nucleotides long. It is a transcript of the gene GUCA1B, whose product is annotated as guanylate cyclase activator 1B. Gene Ontology annotation, biological process: visual perception. The record is from RefSeq and is a predicted model, not a curated record. The transcript is spliced from 4 exons. Gene Ontology annotation, molecular function: calcium ion binding; calcium sensitive guanylate cyclase activator activity. The coding region runs from base 116 to 721 and encodes 201 amino acids. Gene Ontology annotation, cellular component: cone photoreceptor outer segment; photoreceptor inner segment. NCBI's taxonomy places the organism in Eukaryota, Metazoa, Chordata, Mammalia, Perissodactyla, Rhinocerotidae.
AAGAGGCUGGCUGCGCAAAGGAAAGGGAGGAAGAGGGCCCUGGCCUAAGGAAUCAAUCAGCAGAAGCCCGAGAGGAGACACAGACCCUUGCUCCCUGACGUUCCUGGGGGCCAAGAUGGGGCAGCAGUUCAGCUGGGAGGAGGCAGAGAUGGCCAGUGAGAUGGACGUGGCAGAGCUCCAGGAGUGGUACAAGAAGUUCGUGGUGGAGUGCCCCAGCGGCACACUCUUCAUGCAUGAGUUUAAGCGCUUCUUCAAGGUCACGGGCAAUGAGGAGGCCACCCAGUAUGUAGAGGGCAUGUUCCGAGCCUUCGACAAGAACGGGGACAACACCAUCGACUUCCUGGAGUACGUGGCAGCCCUGAACCUCGUGCUGAGGGGCACCCUGGAGCACAAGCUGAAGUGGACCUUCAAGAUCUACGACGAGGACCGAAAUGGCUGCAUCGACCGCCUGGAGCUGCUCGACAUUGUGGAGGCGAUUUACAAGCUGAAGAAAGCCUGCAGCGUGGAGACGGAGGCCCAGCAGCAAAGCCAGCUGCUGACGCCCGAGGAGGUCGUGGACAAGAUCUUCCUUCUGGUGGACGAGAACGGAGAUGGCCAGCUGUCUCUGAAUGAGUUCAUUGAGGGUGCCCGUCGUGACAAAUGGGUGAUGAAGAUGCUGCAGAUGGAUGUGAGUCCCGGUGGCUGGAUCUCUCAGCAGAGGCGGAGAAGUGCUAUGUUCUGAAGGAUCUGGGGCCCUGGGAUUCCUGUAGGAGUCCACAGGCCCCUCCGAGUCCAAGGUCCCUCCUCUUGGAGGAGCCUUGUCUCCAGGCUCACCAGGUUUCCAGAGUAGGGGGAGGGUCCUGGCUCAGCCUGCUUGUGCCCAUGCUCAUCCUGGCUUGGACUUCCUGGCAGCCCCUGUGCAGGGCCGUGGGGCUGAGUGGAGAGGGGAGAGGCUGUUGGUCUGAAGGGGCCAACAGGGCACAGCCCAUUUGGGAGGAUUUCCUGGGGUGGUG